UUAGCAGCUGGAAUGCUGGAGUCAGCGUUUCAUUCCAUGAGAGUGAAUAGCGUCAGACCUCCUGAGAUUUCUUAACUGACCUUCAAAACACGAAGUCUAGCUUCCAGCAAACUUAAAGCAAACAUAUUUCUCUAGAGAUUAGGAUCAAAGCACAAGAAAAACAUUCUACUUAACUACGUGGUGCUCGUACCAUUACUUAUUUAUUGGAGCAAGGAUCACGUGGAGAACACCACCAGAAUGACCAGCAAUCACACAGACUGUCAUUACUGCCUGCAGUCUCUUCGUGGAAGGAAGUAUGCAUUAAGAGAAGAAAACGCUUAUUGUGUUACAUGUUAUGACAGCCUGUUUGCCAACCCCUGUGAAGAGUGCAAGCAACCUAUUGAGUGUGAUUCCAAGGAUCUGGCCUACAAAGGCCGCCACUGGCAUGAGGGAUGCUUCAAGUGUGCCAAAUGCAGUCACUCGCUGGUGGAGAAACCGUUUGCUGCCAAGGACGAGCUCUUGUUGUGUACUGAAUGCUACUCUGAUGAGUAUUCAUCUAAAUGUUUCCACUGCCAGAAGACCAUCAUGCCUGGUUCCCGUAAAAUAGAAUUUAAGGGAAGUUCCUGGCAUGAAUCCUGUUUUGUUUGCCAGUAUUGUCGGCAGCCAUUGGGAACAAAACCAUUGAUCACCAAAGACAACGAGAAUUACUGCGUGCCCUGUUUUGAGAAGCAAUUUGCUCACCAUUGCUACUCUUGCAAAAAGGUAAUAACUUCUGGGGGAGUGACCUACCAUGACCAGCCUUGGCAUAAAGAAUGCUUUGUGUGUGCUGGGUGUAAAACCCAGCUGUCUGGACAAAGGUUUAUUUCCAAAGAUGAAUAUCCAUACUGUGUAGACUGUUUCAGCAAAUUGUAUGCUAAGAAGUGUGCUGCUUGCAAGAAACUUAUUACAGCUCUCGGAGGUGCCAAAUUUAUCUCGUUUGAAGAGCGCCAGUGGCAUGGGGAAUGCUUUAACUGUGCAAAAUGCUCUGUCUCGCUGGUGGGCCAAGGAUUCCUCACUCGGCAGGAUGAUGUCCUUUGUCGUGAAUGUGGCUCUGCUUCAUAGUUCUGUGGAGAGCUUGUACGCCUGCAUUAUUCUCGCUCUGUAACCAUGUACUUCAUUACUCUGCAGUAAGAAAAUAAUCUAAAAGGUAUAACAGUUAUUUAGUCAUUCAAGUAACUUUUCAACAGCAGUUUAACUCUAUCAUAGUUCUCAGCUGCUUGUAAAAAAAAUUCAAACAGCCCCAUACUGGCUAAGAAAAUAAUGCAGAAAAGAUUCGUAUAUAUUUUAAAUCUAACUACAGUAUGUUUCUCCUUGUAACACACUGCACUCUGCUGUUAGAAGCUUAAAAACGUACAUUUCAUCUCCCAUGAACCAAGGAGGGUUGGGAAAAGUCUAUAUGGCAUAUGACUAAUGAUGAGGCAAUAGCACUGCUUCACAGAUGCAGACCUUGGUGUGGAAAGCUGGGCACAUGCAUUUUUCUAUUGGAUCAUAACAUUGAUGAGAACAACUGUAAAGACCAACUUCCUCCGUAUUUCAGGCAAAAAAGCUUCUGACAAAGCAGGCAGAAAGUGGGAAGAGGGGGGUACUUUUACACAGAGGGCCACCGAGUAAGAGAGGCCUAUUCCAAGGCCAGAUAAAGGGAAAAAAGGGUCAUUUUCCUCUCCUUACUGAGAUUGCUCCUCAGAAACAUAGUCUUCAGUCAUCAGAAAAACCUGAGUGACAGGUCCUUUCCCAAAAUUGGUUAACUGUACUUAAUUUUUCAGGCAUAACUGCUUUAGAACAUAAAUAAACCUAUAUUUUGAGCUACUGUAACAGCUAAGGAUUGCCCAAGAUUGGAUAGUGCUGAUGUACACUUUCCCAUAGCUAAUAUACCUUAGGACUCUCUCCAUUGUCUUCACUAGACCUUCAAAUACAUGCAUAAAAUAUUUUUUUUAUUAGUAGAGACAAAAGCCAACUCAUACUUGUCCCUUUAACCUUGUACUUUCCUCCCCUCAGAGCCCAUUUGCCAGCAAUCAAAACACUGUUAAAGGCCUUACCAUUUCCACCCUGCUAGGUCUUUGAUCCACAGUCUACCCCUUUUCUUCUAAAUGCCUGCUCGUCUGUAGCAGGCUAUAAGCUCUUCAGAACCAAUACCUGAUUCAUUUUGCCAUGUGCCACAUGCAUUUGCCAAUAUUAUGUCCAGAAUUGGUAAUGUUGUCAUUGCAAGCUAGGCAGUCCUCGCUUGCAGUACAAGGUAUUGAUUUCUGGGUAGCUGGCGUUGAGAAGGUUAUAUCUGCUUGCUGAGCUUCAGCACUCAAGUGUCUAUUAUUAAAGGUCAUCUAGAGCUGAGUUACAGGCAUUUCUCCUCUUACUUCUUCCAUACUGUAUGUUACAAUGGCCUGACUUGCGUUACAGUGUCUGUACCAGGCUGUUGUGAGCGGUGCAGUGAUGUUAAGGAUGGCAGAUUCUGCACCGCUCAGCACUGUUUUAGUCCUCAUCUUGCAUGUCUUUAAGUCAUACAUUCUCCUUUAGACUCUGACCUUUAGUGCGUAGCGUUAUUGGCUGACUUGAGCGGGCUUUAUUCAUACUGAAACCAACCAUUACUUUAGGUAGAAAAAUGAAAAAAAGAGAAAAGAAAAAAAAAGAAUAUGUAUGCAUAGCUAAGCCAGAGCCGAACUGCAGUGGCAUAAAAUCAAUAUGGAUAAUGACUGACCAACAAGUACAUAGCAUUCUGUUUUCCAGUCAAUAAAAUAUUGA
Molecule: messenger RNA, 2754 nt
Organism: Pygoscelis adeliae (Adelie penguin)
Lineage: Eukaryota; Metazoa; Chordata; Aves; Sphenisciformes; Spheniscidae
Gene: FHL5
Product: four and a half LIM domains 5
Exons: 6
Coding region: 238-1080 (280 amino acids)
Biological process (GO): positive regulation of transcription by RNA polymerase II
Cellular component (GO): nucleus; Z disc
Molecular function (GO): transcription coactivator activity
Source: RefSeq, a predicted model, not a curated record